UAAGGCUUUUGGGGGAGGGCAGACAGAAAGACAGCUCUGUAUAAUAGUUUAUGCAACAAAUCACUUCUUGUGUGUGUGUGUGUGUGUGUGUGUUUUAAUUUCUUUAAAAUACUGAAUAGGGACACGCAUUACUCCCUUCUUUUCUAACUUUUCUUGCAUCACAGUCACCUGGAGGGAGAAUAAAAAAUACACAUUUCUGCCCUUGCUGCUCCUUGAAAAGGACUCGGUGAAUCUUGGGCGGGGCUGAGCACCUAGAUUUUUAAUCAGUGAUGCCAUUGACUUAAGGAAGGGGAACCGCAGUCGUGCGGCCGGACUUCUCGCAUCAGACCCACUGGGGUGGGGCCUGGGGCACCUGCGGUUCGGUGAGUCCCCCAGGAGACUGUGAUGCAGCGUCAGCAGCGGAAAGCACACGGAAGCUCAGGGCGUCGGCGCCCAGGCCACCGCGGGGAGAGGCGCUGAAAAACUAUAGUGACACUGAAACUGAAGGAGAGAUUUUUAAUUCCUUGGUGCAAUAUUUGGGUGAUAAUUUGGGGCGAAAAGUUACAGCUAUGCCAUUGGUUGAAGAAACUUCUUUACUUGGAGAUUCAUCAGUGACUUUGCCUGUGGUAGUAAUAGGAAAUGGACCCUCAGGAAUCUGCCUUUCUUAUAUGCUUUCGGGUUACAGACCAUAUUUAUCAUCAGAAGCAAUACAUCCAAAUGCAAUCUUACACGGUAAAUUAGAAGAAGCAAGACAGCUUUCCAUUGUUGAUCAGGACUUGGAAUAUUUGUCUGAGGGCCUUGAGGGUCGAUCCUCCAAUCCCGUUGCUGUGCUUUUUGACACACUUCUUCAUCCAGAUGCUGACUUUGGGUAUGAUUAUCCAUCCGUUUUGCAUUGGAAAUUAGAACAACAUCAUUAUAUCCCUCACUUAGUCCUCGGUAAAGGCCCACCUGGUGGAGCGUGGCAUAAUAUGGAAGGCUCCAUGUUGACAAUCAGCUUUGGAAACUGGAUGGAGCUCCCUGGUCUUAAAUUUAAAGAUUGGGUGUCUAGCAAACGAAGGAACAUAAAAGGGGAUCGAGUUAUGCCAGAGGAAAUAGCUCGCUACUAUAAACACUACGUAAAAGUCAUGGGUCUUCAGAAGAAUUUCAGAGAGAAUACUUACAUUACAUCUGUAUCAAGACUCUACAGAGAUCAAAUUGAUAAUGAUGGUCAAGACAGAGAUAUUUCAACGCAGCCUUUACAGAUAGAGAAGUCGAAAUUUAUCAAGAGAAACUGGGAAAUCAGGGGUUAUCAGCGAACAGCCGAUGGUUCCCCUGUUCCCUUCUGUCUCUUUGCUGAAAAUGUAGCGCUGGCAACUGGAUCGUUGGAUUCUCCUGGCCGUCUGGAAAUUGAAGGGGAAGAUUUUCCUUUUGUGUUUCAUUCAAUGCCUGAAUUUGGAGCUGCUAUAAGCAAAGGAAAGUUGCGUGGGAAAGUGGACCCAGUGCUGAUUGUGGGUUCUGGGCUGACUGCAGCUGAUGCCGUGCUCUGUGCUUACAAUAAUAAUGUCCCUGUGAUUCAUGUAUUUCGUAAAAGAGUAACUGACCCAAGCUUAAUUUUCAAACAGCUUCCCAAAAAGCUUUAUCCAGAGUACCAUAAAGUCUAUCAUAUGAUGUGUACUCAGUCGUAUUCCUUACACUCACGUCUGUUACCUGAUUAUACCAGUUUUCCUGAGCACCAUGUGCUUUCCUUUAAGUCGGACCUGAAAUGCAUUCUUCAAAGCAUCUCUGGAUUGAAGAAAAUAUUUAAGCUCUCUGCAGCAGUAGUGUUGAUAGGUUCUCAUCCCAAUCUUUCUUUUCUGAAGGAGCAAGGGUGUUACCUGGGCCACAACUCAAGCCAGCCAAUCACAUGUAAGGGUAAUCCUGUGGAAAUAGAUGCAUAUACCUACGAGUGCGUUAAAGAAGCCAACCUUUUUGCAUUGGGUCCUUUGGUUGGAGACAAUUUUGUUCGAUUUUUAAAGGGAGGAGCAUUGGGUGUUACACGCUGUUUAGCUACAAGACAGAAGAAAAAGCAGCAUUUGUUUGUUGAAAGAGGAAGAGGAGAUGGGAUAGCUUAAAGCAAGUUUACAAACGAUUUAUAUGGACACUUUACCAUUAAAAUUUUUUAAUAGUGGUUUUACAGUGCACUGGCUUGAAUUUUCUGAACUUGAAUUAACUGGGAGAGAGCCUCAAGGUAUAGUAACUAUUUUUUAAAGUUACCAGAACUUGGUGUCCUGAUUUACAUUGUAAUGUAUCAGAGGUGUCGCUGUCAGACAAACAGAAACACUGCCAGUUUGGUGUAACCUCAAUGUCUCACUUAACUAAAACGUUCUUUUCUUCUGACUUAUUUUUUGUAAUCAUUUUUUGGUUAUUUAUGCUUGAUUCCAAAAUAUCACAGCAUUGAAUCUAUAAAACCAGUCAUCAGGCCAGAAAUUGUCCUCAUUAUGUGCUGGGCCACCUUGCUGCUCAGAAGAUGGCCCAUUUAUAGCUGUUAGAAAGGUAGACUCUCAGGCCCCACAACAGACGUACUGAAUCAGAAACUGCAUCUUGCUAACAUCCUCAAGGAAUAUGUAUGCUUAUUAAAGUUUGAGACACACUGGUCUGAAGCAAAUGGGAUGUGAAGGUAUGUAUGCUGAGAGUGGGGUGGGAACAGGAGGCGUAUACAACUCAGGUUUUAUUUAUUUUGAAAUUAUCAAUUGUAUAAAUCUAAUUUAUUAGCAAAUAUGAUGGGCUUUGAAGAUUUUUUUAUUGUUGAAGCCUCAACAUAUUCUCAGCUUCUAAUUUAAACAGUCCAAUGAUGUUGGCAUAUCCUUAGACAUCCAGGAACCUACCACAAUACUUCUUGGAGAUGCAUUCUCUAUUUAACUAGCAUAACACUUCAACUAAUUUGCAGUUCAAUAAAUUUUGAAUGGAACUACUUAUUUCUGUGUGAACACUGAGUUAAUGUCUGUCACUGAAACUUAAGCUAUUUGGGUAAAAGUACUUACAAUAUUGGAAUACUAUUCGAGUAAUACCAGAAUUAUUAAAGCUUAAAAUUGUGAAAAGGUUUAAACCUGUCUUUUCCAUUCCCAAGAUGAUUACUUUGAAAUUUGUUCAUUUGAGAUGACAUAGCAUUUAAUCCUAUGGUUAUUUAUUGAACUAUAUGCUCUAUUGUGGUUUUUAUUGAGGUAUGCUCAAUGUCUGUAUUUUUCAUACAAAACCCCAGAAAUGUACUGUUAGGAAAAAAAAAAAAAAAGCUGCUUCUGAAGUUCUCCAUGGCAGAUAUUGAAUUUCUUAGUCUUUUUCUCUCGGCAAAAUUUACUUCAUCUGGAAUGUGUUUAGUGAAAGUCUAUAUUUUUUCUUAGUAUUAAAAAAAAUGGACUAAAAACGUCAGUAUUUUUCUGUCCAUGUUUGCAGUGUUAAUGCUUACAGAAUCGUAAUUCACUUUAAAAUAUAAUUAUUUGGAAUAGACUUGUACAACUAGCUGUUUCAGAUGAAUUCUACUCUUGAUAACUCUUGUCAUGUUCUGAUUACCUUGAUUUGAGAAAUGACAUACUGUUUUUAUGAUGAUAACUUUUCAAAUUAAUUUCAUACCUACUGAAAUAGUGUAAUAUCCUGUGACUGCAUCGAGCACUUCCUUGUUUGCCUGUUCUUUUGAGCUCUGAAUGAGUUGGAGUGGAUAUAUUUCUUAAUAUCACUUCUAAAUUGAAAAUGAUAGUUAUAACAAUGGUUUCUACGGAAGGAUAAGAAAUGUAGACAUACUCUUGUUUCUCAGAGGUUUGUUUUUACCCAACCAAUAGCAUUUUUGUGAUGAAAGCUUUGCCAAAAAAAAGAAAAGAAAAAGAAGAAAGGAAAAAAAGACUUCAGAGGAAAUAAAGCUUCACUAGGGCCCUAAAUAAAGCUGGUGAAUAAUUUCAUUUCUAGUAAAACCUCCCAUUUCUCAAUUCUCCCUCAAACCUAAGCUGCCCUGUGUUGCAUGCAACAUUAAAGCCUUUUGUAACACACUCUUGUACUCUUAAGUUCAUCAGCUUAUGUACCAUAAUUCCAAAUCCCUCAUUAUUCAUCAGUAUCAGCUAGCUAUGUAUCUGGGGAGGGAGGAGAGCACUAAAUACUUUGACUAGUCAUGCCAUGAUGUGGUCUCCUUCAUCCCUCAAAAGUCUAGCUCUUGAAAACAAUGAAAAACCAGAAUCUUGGGGGUUUUUGAAAGUAAUACAAAUAAGACUUAAUCACAGCUCUGUGUUUUAGGCAGUCUGAAUAUGUGAACUUUGUUCAAUUCACUUUUUUUUUUAAAGUAAAAAGAAAGCCAGGCAUUUAACUGAGACCUGAAAUAGGCCAAGCCUUGGGAGUACAGUUGCUAUAAAUCCACAUUACCAUAAAACCAGCCCUUAAUAGGGUCCUGCUGAUUUGCUGGUAAAUUAACUGCCUGCCACCACAGAACUUUGCACUUAAGGAAGACAACAAAAUCCAGACUCAGCAACAUCACAGCAUGCACAAUAUGCCACAUGCAAUAAAAAAUUACUAAGUGUGAAGACAAGAAAAGGUGACCUAGGAAAGAAAAGUAUUCAAAAAAGAUACAGUUGACACAUUACAAAUAGGAGGGCACUUUAAAAAUUACUCUAUAAAUACGUUCAAAAUACUAAAGGAAGAGAUUUACAGUGAGUGAAUAGGUGGUGACUCUCAGAAGAAAAAUUAAAAAAAAUACAUUCUGAAAUGAAAAACUCACUAGAUGGGCAUAAGAAUGUACAAGACACUGCAAGAGAAACUGCAGUGAAGUAGAGGACAGGUUAACUGGAACUAUUCAAACUAAAGCACAGGCAAACGAAUUUAAAAGACGGACACAGGGUAAAUAACAAGAGGGCUAACAGGUGCAGCCGGCAUCCUGAAGAGAAACGAGAAAGUAAACGUGGAGAAAUAAAAGUUGAAAAAUUUACAAGUUGGAUUUAAAAAAUAAAAAGCAACCCACAGACCCAAGAAACUCAAACUGCAAACAGCAUAAAUACAAAGGAAACCACACGUAGGCACAUCAUAAUCCAAUUGCUGAAAAAAAGAUGAGAAAUGUUAAAAAGCAGUCAGUUUGGCAGAUACAGUGAAUGAUAAGAAUGGAAAACUUAGAACGAAUGUAAUGAAGACAGUGGAAUGAUGUCUUUAAAGUGCUAAAUAAAAAAAAAAACCUGUUAAGCUAAAAUUCUAUAUCCAGUGAAAAUACCCUAUAAUGAAAGCUGAGGAAAUUUGACCCCAGGAGAUACGCACUGUAAGAAAUGUUAAAGUUCUUCACAUUGUAGGUACUUGAUACCUAGUGAAACAUGUAUCUAUCUGAUGAAGGAAAGAAGGGCAAUUUUAAAAUUGUUUUUCUAAUUCCUUAAAUUACUUAAAAUCCAAUUGGUCUUUUUUUCCCCUAGUUGACUGUUGGAAAGAAAAUUGUUUAACCAGAAAAAUUUAAAGGCAGAAAUUGAAACCAAGUUUUCAGGCAGACAGAAGUAAAAUGUAUGGUAACUAAAGAGAGUGGGCUGAGUGGAAGUACACACUUUUAUAAGAUGUAUACAUUACAUGGGAAGUGGAAUGUUAUUUAAGGUGGACUGCAAUAAAUGCAUAUCCUCAAAACUAAAAAUUUCUGAAGUGUAGCUAUAAAGUCAAUAGAGGCAAUAAAGUGGAAUACCAAAA
Vicugna pacos (alpaca) is the source of this 5631-nucleotide messenger RNA. It is a transcript of the gene OSGIN2, whose product is annotated as oxidative stress induced growth inhibitor family member 2. The record is from RefSeq and is a predicted model, not a curated record. Lineage: Eukaryota; Metazoa; Chordata; Mammalia; Artiodactyla; Camelidae. Gene Ontology annotation, biological process: negative regulation of cell growth. Gene Ontology annotation, molecular function: growth factor activity.